UUUGGAGUCGCGCGUGUCGGCGGCGAACGUGCGCCGGGCGGUGCGUCCAUGGACUUUUGUUUAUUUUCAUUUACGAAACAGACUUUAAUGAACUUACGAUUAAGUGCUUUGAUUACAGCAACAACCACAACUUCCUUAUCAAGUGUGCCUGUGUCUCGUAUAUUAUCGAUCUUUUCGUAGUCUACUACACAAUUAGCAUUAUCAUUUCCCUGUAAGUUAGUGUGAAUUAUGAAAAGUUUUAGUGCUUUCAGUGUCAGCUGUGCUAAGCUCUUGUUUGUUGUCUCUCUCUAAUCGUGUCGGAAGGAGAGGAUUGUCCGUGUCGGAAGAUUUGUUUUCCAUCGUUCUGUCAUUUUCUUUGCCAUAAUGUGUGAAAAAUAGAGCGAAUUGGAAUAAUAAAUCGCUUGGAUAUCUUGUGCAUACAAGAAUAUUGUAAGUUCAGAACAAACAGGCCCGCCGCCCACGAAGGGAGAUAACGCAGCAUCCCGUCCACACAGACUUAAUCUGGCACACGGCAACAGGAAACAUGACGAUAGUGUUGCGCGCUGGAACGUAGCAUAUAAGAAAACUUCUUCUAAACUUUCCAAUUAAUAUGCUUAGCUGACAACGCGCACAGACUCCAAAACACAAAGCUACAAUAAUGCCCGGAGCACCCGCUGCCAUGUCAAUAAACAGGCGCACAACAUAUAGUAUCUUUACAAAGGAUAAUACUGCUAUAAGGAAAGAUAUGGAAACUAUUAUCGAGGAACAUAUAAUAACUUAUACGACAGAUACAGAAAUGGAGAUAGUAUACCAAGUAGACAUAGACAAAAGAAGAGGUAACCAUUCCACUAAGAAAUUAGACGAAAUUAAUAAAACGACUGAUUUAGAUAGGUGUAGAAUACUCCAUAAGGACAAAUAUGACUAUGAAAAUAAAAAUGAAAGGCGAAACUCUCAUUAUAAUAGAGAAAUCGAACGACUGGAUUUAUCGAAGAACGAAAAUGUAUACGGAAAACAAUCGACCAAUAAAAAGAGGGUUGAAGUUGACGGAUAUGAUGGUUCAAGGCGAGCCGUUAAUUUGAAAUUUAAAUUCGUCCGGGAUAUGCGGGAGUGGGUAGAAGCUUUAGGGAGGACAAUGUGUGUGAGUGUGAGGGUGCUCACCUUAUUGGGACUACUGUUGGCUAUUCUGGCGACUAGCGAAGCGGCGCCGACGAGGUCGCGACCUGCCAGGAGCACACAUCACGAAAUAAAUGUGAGAUCGUACUUGGAGACGUUCGGGUACUUACAGAAAGGCUUGCCAGAAAACCUGCUGUUGGAAGGGGAUUACGAAGACGACUUCAGGAUCGCAAUAAAAACUUUGCAAGAAUUUGGAGGUAUACCCGUGACGGGUGUGAUAGACGAAGACACGAAGAGUCUGCUGAAGCAAAAGCGGUGCGGUCGACCCGACAGGGAGGUUGGAGAUGAAGAAAACGUCAAAAGGAGAAAGAGGUUCGCGGUGCAGGGCGAGAAGUGGCGUCACACCAACUUGACAUGGAGCCUGAAGUCAGACCGUCACCCGUCGCAGUUGGACCCAUACGGUACCCGCGAUGUGCUGGCGCGGGCUCUGGAUGUCUGGGAACAGGCCUCCAGGCUCACCUUCCGGGAGAUCAACUCGGAUGACGCUGACAUUGUUGUGUCGUUUGCCAAACGCUACCAUGAUGACGCGUACCCGUUCGACGGCCGCGGUCUGAUCCUUGCGCACGCGUUCUUCCCGGGCACUGGCCGCGGCGGAGACGCACACUUUGACGACGACGAGCUAUGGGUCCUCAGCUCCAACGACGAUGAUGAAGGAACAUCCCUGCUGGCUGUGGCCGCUCAUGAAUUCGGGCAUUCUCUCGGCCUCAGUCACAGCUCUGUCAAGGGAGCUCUCAUGUUCCCCUGGUACCAAGGAAUUCAACCCAACUUCGAAUUACCAGAGGACGAUAGAAACGGCAUUCAACAAAUGUAUGGGCCAAAGGUGCGCAAACCCUGGGCUAGAAUACCGUACUACCCAGUAGAAACUCCUCCUCCUACAACCACAACCAGUACUACCACGACGACUACAACGACAAGAAGACCUUACCACCAUCAUAACAGGCACAAUAGACCGGACCACACGCCCUUCCCGCGUCCUCCUAAUAAAUACCCCACAUAUUACCCCAGACGUCCGGCGUACUACCCUCCGGAUCGACGACAUUACAAUACUACCGAAGAUCAUCCAAGGCGAACAAAUCAUAACCAUUACCCUCGUCCUACUCCUCAUGAAACAACUACACACCCAACGACUUAUCGGCCUGUGAGAUAUCCCACUGUGCAUUCCGACUACCCCACAUACCCGAGGCCGAAUCACCCAACUGAUCCAAGGCAAGACUAUCCAAGGAAGCCCUAUAUUCCUCCGAGGACGACCACCACCUCGCGGCCUACUCCGCCGUCAGACAAGCCCGACACGUGCAACACCAGCUACGAUGCUGUUGCGCUCAUACGAGGAGAACUAUUUAUAUUUAAAAACAGAUAUCACUGGAGGAUAGGGGCCCAGGGUCAUUAUCCGGGCUACCCUAUGGACAUAUCAAGAAUGUGGCCAGGCCUGCCGAGAGACUUCACUCGCGUGGACGCAGUUUACGAGAGGCCGGACAGGAAGAUUGCAUUUUUCAUAGGAAAAGAACUUUUCCUGUUCGACACUCAGAAUUUGUUGCCGGGAUAUCCAAGAGCAAUCAGAGAGCUGGGGCUGCCGAGCAGUCUGGAGAAGUUGGACGCAGCCAUGGUGUGGGGGCAUAACGGCAAAACUUACUUCUACAGCGGCUCUUUGUAUUGGAAAUACGAUGAAGAAGAGGGCCACGUGGAGCUAGACUAUCCGCGCGACAUGUCGAUGUGGAAGGGAGUGGGGUACAACAUCGACAGCGUCUUCCAAUGGAAGGAUGGCAAAACCUACUUCUUCAAAGGUCGUGGGUUCUGGAAGUUUAACGACCUGCAGAUGAAAGUGGAACAUGAGAAGCAGCUACCAUCUGCCCCGUUCUGGAUGGGUUGCCCCACGGAGCGCACCAGCCGCCGCGCGCCCUUCCGCGUCCUCCCCGCGCCUGGCUCCACCCUCCGCUCGCCCAGUGCUGCCUCAGCAAGAGACUUCAACAAGCAUUUACCUUUAUUGUCUUCUGCUAUUGUAAUCUUACUUACGUUUUUGGUGAACAAAACUAUCCGCUCGUAAGGCGACGAGCUGACCUAUUAGUUACCUAACUGGCAAUUAUGACAGUAUAUUUCUUAUUAGGCGUUAUAGAACAUUAAAGAUGUUACACGAUUUAAUAGGAAUAGAGCGAAAUUAGUAGAUACUAUGUGUUCUAUACUCCAAUUAAUUUUCUCUAACGUUAUAUUUCAUUAUGUUAGUACAUAAUUCUUUCGACUGCAUAGUUAUAACUUGCGUGCCACUUUAAUAAAAACCGUAGGGUAAGUUGUUGAUCCGUAAGUAUAUUUCUGAUUUAACACGUUACAUAUCGAAAUUGAUGUCUGAAUUUAAGGUCUAGUUUAGAUAUACAUUAUACUAUUGCGCAAAAUGCACUGCCUGUUUUAGUAUAAAUCUAUACUAUACUAUUCUACUAUUACUAAUUUAAACCUAUUAGGCUAAUGUUACCUAGCGCGUCCUAUAAAUUCUCGAAUUCGUUGUAUGUACAUUUUGAUCUCAACAUGAUCGCGUGCUUGGUUAUGAAAUGUAAGGUACAUAACACCAUUCUUUUAGCUUCUGUACAGUUUGUAAUGUCGUCGAUGUCACUGUUUCCUUUUACGCUGGCGAGUGCUCUAUGUGCGUUUUCAUCAUAUGAGGACCAAACAUUAAUAUUGAAUAAGAUUUUAUUUUUUGUUGGAAAGAGAAAGAUAGAGCACAAAGACGAAGAAAACUAGAGAGAAAAUACAACUUCGCGGGUUAUGUCGUACAAAGCGGCAUGAUGAUGAUGAUAGGCAAUGUUAAAUUUUAAAUUGUUUCUCUUUCUUUUAUAAACGAAACGCAAGAUGUGACGAUAUAUAUGUGCAUAUAUACAUAUAGGUUUAUCUGUCUAUAAUAAAGAAUAUGAACGUCAAACUCCACACCGAGCCAUCGCCAGAGUAAGAUCUCCAUGGGAAAAUGUUUUCAUGUGCACAUAACUUUAAAAUCUAUUUUAAAGUAGGUAUAUCAUAAUUACUCAUUAUACUUAUGUAAUCUGAAAAAGUAUAUUUUUAAGAAAUGCCUGUUACACAAGAAUGCCUUAUAUUUAAAUAAUUAUUAAAUUUCUAAAUUCUUCUAUAUCUAUAAACUUUUUUAAUUUAAGAUAACUAUCGCUUAUGCUGGUUAAAAGAGGUACACACAUUCUACUUGUAUUAUAUGUAUUGAACUAAUUAAGAGUCAAUAGUUAAGAUUUUAAUGAUGAUUAUAAAUUAGGUUAUGUAUCUAAUUCCUAUACAAUUAUUUUUAACCUGAGCACGAGUUAUAAAAAAUGCUCAUAAUAUUUAUUGAAAGCAGAAUACAAACUACUUACUUACUAAUAAUAACUACCCAAUAAUUAUAAUAUGAAUUAAAAAUAUUUAAUAACAUUCAUCUUUUUACGUUCAAUUUUACUUUGAACAAACUAACAAGGCAUAAUCUAUCUUUCGUCUGGGACAUAAGUGCCAACAGAGAAGUUUAGAUGGUUUCCUACUUCUGUGAAAUUGAAAAUUAAAGAUUCAAAAUACGUUUUUAUUAAAAAUAUAUAUGAAAAAUAUGUAAUUGAAAUGGCCUUAUUGUACCUAUUGUAAAGAAUGCUUGAAGAAUAUGAAUGUUGCCAACUGGGAAUGGAAAAUAUGAGUGUGGUAAAUGAAUAAUGGUGCUUGUUAUAGUUAGUUAUUGUACAGAAUAAAUUAACUUUUAAUUUUUUUUUAUAUUAUAACAUGGUUACAAAAUACUAAGUGUGAAAACCAUGUUAAAAUGUAAUUUGUUUUACUAUAAUUGUGCUAUCAAUGAAUACUCCGAUUUUGUGUUUUCCUGAAUAAAUAUAUUUAAAAAAGUUUUUGAACAAAAACAAAAAGAAAAACGAUUCCAAGGUUACAAAGCAAGUAUCAGAAAAAUUUUGGCCAAAAAUAACUACCUAUGAACUACCAAACCUACAUAAAAUGUACACAGAGAAGUAUAUGGAAAAGAUUAUUUAGUAGUACAAUAUAAUUAUAAAAAAUCAUACUUUACCUACUGUUCUUUUAUAUAGCUGUUAGUCAAUAUGCCUACCUAUUUGUAUUAUACUUCCAUAUUUAUAUUAUUAUAUAUUAUAUUUAUGUAUUCUAAAUUCUUGUGCAAUCAACAAUCAGCAUAAAUAUUUAAAAUAAGAAUAUUGUUAAUAAUUCUACAUAAUAAUUAAUACCUACCUACCUAUGUGACUUAUCCUAUACUCCUUCAAGUUGCUCAUUGUAAUAAGGGUAACUUUUAGGUAGCUUUUUUACUGUCUCGUCGAUCACAAAUAAUUUAAUAAUAACUGUGAUAUUUACUUGUAUAAAAUGCCAUAAGAGAUUGGCAAUAAAAAUAAAAAAGUUUUGUAAUCAGUUUAAUAAUAAUUAUCCAAUCUGUAGUUUCAAGUAAUUGAAUUUUAAGUUAACAUAAUAUUUUACUUUAGGAGAAAUGAAUAAAAAACUUCUAUGGA
Messenger RNA from Plodia interpunctella (Indianmeal moth), 5618 nucleotides. RefSeq names its product matrix metalloproteinase-2-like. The record is from RefSeq and is a predicted model, not a curated record. Gene Ontology annotation, molecular function: metalloendopeptidase activity; zinc ion binding. The coding region runs from base 638 to 3193 and encodes 851 amino acids. Gene Ontology annotation, cellular component: extracellular matrix. The transcript has 12 exons. Lineage: Eukaryota; Metazoa; Arthropoda; Insecta; Lepidoptera; Pyralidae. Gene Ontology annotation, biological process: proteolysis; collagen catabolic process; extracellular matrix organization.